CAAAUUCCAUCUCACGUAGGAAGCAGCACCUCCUCACGUUUCUCCCUUCCACCACGACGCAUAACGGGUCCGCAUCAACAGGCAGAAUAAGGGAGAGCUUUAUUCCUCUUCGGUUGGAUUAUAACGGUAUUGACACAUGCUACGGUAAUCCACUUUUAUAAUAAUAGCGCGUUUUCUAGCGUUUUAUCGUUUUGAACGAGUUGGUUCCCAUUGUAUCUGAAAUGAACCUUCUUUCUAUGGUUGUCCAAGUUUAUCUUGAUGCAACAUAGUGAAUUGACGCCCAAGAGGAAUCAAGUUAUUUAACGAUUUUCGACACAAAGCAGAAUAUUUGAUUACGGACAUGUAAGCAUUUCACCGUAAGGUCUACCUACACCUGUUAUAUUCGGCGCAUGUGACAAAUGGAUUUGAUUUGAUAUGAGGAACAAGCGAAGAGAGGGAGAAUCGAACAGCCUGCUACUUUCCCCAGCGGAAAUGAGCUCAGUCGGGGGUUUUUCCAUCUUUUAGAACAUGACGGGUUUCAGCCACUACUUGCUGCCGGUGGAACCCUGAAGGUUCUCAUUCCACAACCAAAAUCUUUAGAUUCGGAUGGAAUGUCAAAGUAACUCAAAUGGACUACAACUACACGGACCGCAGCAACGCGCAACAUAAUCAUCAUCACCACUGCGAAGGAGGCAUGGAAGGUGGCUUGGGAACACCCACGUCAUCAGCUGGUAGCUCCACCUGCAAGAGGCUCCAACAGCACCGGCGCCCAGAGUACCUGAGGACAGAGUUACACAGGCUACAGAGCACCCUGGCUAGGGAGGAGGGAAGGACAGCCUGCCUGACCAACGGAGCAUCUGGAUGUCAUGGGAUGAACAGGCAGAACGGUCACAGUGAUGUCAUAAAGACGAGCAACACCCUGAGACUACAUGUACCACCAGCUGGCUCAUGUGUCUCAGUCAGCCAGCAGCUCUCUCCUCUGGAGACAUCCAGCUCAGAAGCAUACAAACCAUCCCUAAGUUACCAAAACAACCAUUUAAUUUCCUCCUCUCCCACUCCCCCUCAGAGUGACUUCAGGUUGACCCCAGGGUCAAUCCCCCUACAGCCCUGCCUCUUGAGCCCUAACCCCAGGUCUAGUUCUGCUGCCUCUGCAACUCAGUUCUGCCCUCCUAACUCCAGGACCUGUCUCUCUGGUUCCACUGGCUCCAGGUCACCCCAGUCCCCCCGGCCAACCUGCCACUCCAGGCCACCUCCUUCAGGGGACACUCCCUUCAGCUCCUCUUUCAGCUUCAUCCAACAGUCACUGAGCCUUGAUUCACUGAGCUCCAAUCACAGGACAGAAACAGACACCGCAGCUGGUGAGAGGCCCCCUGGCCUAAACCCAGACCCACAACCACUGAACAGGCCCCCUGGCCUAAACCCAGACCCACAACCACUGAACAGCUCCCCUGGCCUAAACCCAGACCCACAACCACUGAACAGCUCCCUUGACCUAAACCCAGACCCACAACCACUGAACAGCUCCCUUGACCUAAACCCAGACCCACAACCACUGAACAGCUCCACUAGUCUAGACCCAGACCCGCUGGAUCAGUCCUCAGCUAGGUCAUUAAGAACUGGAUCAGUCCCAUCCCACUCAGAACCACUGGAGUGGUCUGGGUCUGUCCCACUCUGCCAACCUGUAUCAGCCCCCCUUGACCAAUUACCAUCCAGGACAUCUGGCUCCAGCUCCAACCAAUCACGACUAGGAGUUUUGGGUCUCUCUUUGGGGCUUUCUGUUUCAAAACUGUCAACUCCGAGUCGUGUCCAAUCAGAGCCAGGCUCCGUCCCUCUCAGCCAGUCAGACGGAGUACGGGACCGGCUCUCACCUUGGGUGUGGCAGGACCGCCACUGGGAAGGCCGGGAGGGGGCGGGACCACAUCUGCGGGCGGAGUUACCCUCCUCUGACCUGGCGGAGGUGGAGCCUGACUGUGACUCCUCCUCUCUGGACACAGAAGCCUCCUCCUCCAUGUCAGUAGCGGAGGACUCUGACGCUGCCACUCCCUCCUCCCUCACCUCAGGGUACGAGAGUACCACGCCCACUACCGCCUCUGCCUCCUCCCUCACCUCAGGGUAUGAGAGUGCCACGCCCACUACCGCCUCUGCCUCCUCCCUCACCUCAGGGUACGAGAGUGCCACGCCCACUACCGCCUCUGCCUCCUCCCUCACCUCAGGGUAUGAGAGUGCCACGCCCACUACCGCCUCUGCCUCCUCCCUCACCUCAGGGUACGAGAGUGCCACGCCCACUACCGCCUCUGCCUCCUCCCUCACCUCAGGGUACGAGAGUGCCACGCCCACUACCGCCUCUGCCUCCUCCCUCACCUCAGGGUACGAGAGUGCCACGCCCACUACCGCCUCUGCCUGGAAUGACUGCGUUCCAGACCAGGACCAGGGCUGGGACCAACUGGUCAAGAAGUACGAAGGUGUCCUUCAAGAUUGCCUGCACAACAACCGUACUAAUACUAAGAUUGAGUCCAUGAUGGGGAAGCUGCAGAGACUAAAGCAGAAGGCUAUCCUGGAGGAUGAGUAUGACUCAGCUGAGCGCUUUGGUAAGAAGCUGGAGGAGCUGUGUAGAGAGAGGAGCUCACUGAGGCUGGGUCUCCCCUCCAGACAGCCCAGUGUGGCUCUGUUCCUCCAGAGACUCAGAGAGGCAGUACACAGCGCCCUCGCCAGGAUGGAGGAUCAUAGGGAAGAGGUGGAGAGGGAUGGAGGGGAAGUGACUGAAGCCGUCCAGGGUCCACUGCAAAGGAGAGAGUGUUUGCUGCAGGAGAAACGCAUGGUGGAGGCGGAGAUGGCAGAGCUGCAGUGGAGGCUCGGAGAGCUGCAGUCUCGGAGUUGCAGCCUGGAACAGCAGAUCCAGCAGGAAGAGGAGGAGCUACAGACUGAGGAGGUUGAAGGACCCGCCCUGCGCAGCUGCAGCCACAUCCAGCUCAGAGACAUGGGCAAUGCCCUCAAUGACCUGGUAACAUCACAGAGCAGGACCAGGAUUUGUGUCUCUCCCCCUGAAGCCAUACUCAGACUCCAGGAUCAGGAGCAAUCACUGAGUCUGUCCAUUAAAGAUGCUACGGCUAAAGUAGUGAUGAGUCAGAGGUUGGGAGGAAGUCUGAGAAGGAAAGUCAGUGAGACAGAGACUCAACUCCUGGCUCUCCACGAAGCCAAGCUAGCCGCCAUCUCAGGUAAUGCCUUCAGCAGUGCUAAGGAGCUGAAGGCAGAGAUGAGAGCUGUCUAUGGAGAAAGAGACAGGCUGGAGCUGCUAGUGAAGAGACUCCACAGCCUAAGUUUUGGUAACAGCCAGGAUCUGGCCAAGAUGAAGACACAACAACAACAGCUGAAACUGGAGCUGGAGGCCAGACAGGCCCAGCAUGAACUGACUUUGAAAGAGAAUGUUGUCAAGUACAUCGAGUUACUGGAAGACAGACUGCACAGUUGUGGCUGUCCCCCUCUGCAGCAUAUCUGGGAGGCUGAUCUAGAAGCCUGUCACCUCCUCCUCCGAGGCAUCCAGCUGCGUACCCCCUUCUGUGGUGGUGCAGACCCUGCCACAGUGGUACUACCCAACCCCCAACCAGCCACUAAACAAGAAGCAGAUCUGCAGGAAUGUGCCAUGUUGACAGCUCUGGGGGGGCGCUGGUGCCCCGAGGCCAACCUACAGAACUCAGAGUUCACCAAGAAAUUGGAAGAGUUUUUAUUCUGCAUGGAGGAUGUUCACCCAGAGGAGGACAGUGGCAGUGAAGCAGCAGGGCUAACAGCAGACCUGACUAUAGAGCUGACCGACCAGUGUGAGGAGAUCAGUGAUAGGCUGUUGAUUCUGGAGGAUGACCUCCAGACAGCCAUACAGAACAAAGACCAGGAUCUCACUCAGUCCCUGGAGCAGGAGGUGAGGGAGGUGAAGGCUACUCUACACACCAUGCUGACACAGCUUAAUGAUGAGAAGGCGGAGGAGGAGAAAGAUAAUGAGAUCAUGGAGGAAGAGGAGGAGGAAGACCAGUAUUUCAGUGACAGCUGGGAGAUUUGAUACGGGGGUCUCGGGGUUCUCCUGUGUUUUAUGACCACUCCAUCCCAGAGAGACCCUUUCUGGUGGCUGUCCUCUGACAAACUGCUGACCUCUAACCCAUGAACCUGCAAGACUCUGUGAGAGGUUGACAUCAGCAAUCAUAUUAAUUUACUGUAGCUCCAUCUCCUGUACAAUUAGACUCUGUUGUGUUGCUGGACAAUUCCAGAGAGAUUGGACUAUAAACCACUAUCAGUUUUUAUAUAUUAUGGGAAGACACUUUGAUACAAAUCUAGUCAUUUCUAAAUAUGUUUAAGUUAGCAGUUAUGUCCAAGUUUGAUUUGGGAGAAAAACAUUGGAUUUUUAUAUAUAUAAAAAUCUUCUAAAUAUUUUGGACUGUUCUAGUUAGUUUAACCAGGCUGAAACACAGCAGUGCCUUAGGCAGAUAACAGACUUAACAAAAGGUUGUUACUGCUAGAAGACAUGGAUACGCUGGUUUCCUCUCAACAUUUUAUCGGAAUCAGAACAGACUGAACAGCUUUUAAUAGUAAUAAUGUUGAUGUAUAUGGGGUCACUCCAAUAUGACCUCAGCUCCAGCUGUAAUAUGUGACAGUAGCGAAGAACAAAAUGGACCAACCGCAGAGAAGGACCAACAGGAGAGAAGAACCAAAUGGAGAGAUGGACCAACAGGAGAGAAGGACCAACAGGAGAGAAGGACCAACAGGAGAGAAGGACCAACAGGAGAGAUGGACCAACAGGAGAGAUGGACCAACAGGAGAGAUGGACCAACAGGAGAGAUGGACCAACAGGAGAGAUGGACCAACAGGAGAGAUGGACCAACAGGAGAGAUGGACCAACAGGAGAGAUGGACCAACAGGAGAGAUGGACCAAAUGGACCAACAGGAGAAAUGGACCAACAGGAGAGAUGGACCAACAGGAGAGAUGGACCAACAGGAGAGAUGGACCAACAGGAGAGAUGGACCAACAGGAGAGAUGGACCAACAGGAGAGAUGGACCAACAGGAGAGAUGGACCAACAGGAGAGAUGGACCAACAGGAGAGAUGGACCAACAGGAGAGAAGGACCAACAGGAGAGAAGGACCAACAGGAGAGAUGGACCAACAGGAGAGAUGGACCAACAGGAGAGAUGGACCAACAGGAGAGAUGGACCAACAGGAGAGAUGGACCAACAGGAGAGAUGGACCAAAUGGACCAACAGGAGAGAUGGACCAAAUGGACCAACAGGAGAGAUGGACCAAAUGGACCAACAGGAGAGAUGGACCAAAUGGACCAACAGGAGAGAUGGACCAAAUGGACCAACAGGAGAGAUGGACCAAAUGGACCAACAGGAGAGAAGGACCAAAUGGACCAACAGGAGAGAAGGACCAAAUGGACCAACAGGAGAGAAGAACCAACAGGAGAGAAGGACCAAAUGGACCAACAGGAGAGAAGGACCAAAUGAACCAACAGGAGAGAUGGACCAACAGGAGAGAAGGACCAAAUGAACCAACAGGAGAGAUGGACCAAAUGGACCAACAGGAGAGAAGGACCAAAUGAACCAACAGGAGAGAUGGACCAAAUGGACCAACAGGAGAGAAGGACCAAAUGAACCAACAGGAGAGAUGGACCAAAUGGACCAACAGGAGAGAUGGACCAAAUGGACCAACAGGAGAGAUGGACCAAAUGGACCAACAGGAGAGAUGGACCAAAUGGACCAACAGGAGAGAUGGACCAAAUGGACCAACAGGAGAGAUGGACCAAAUGGACCAACAGGAGAGAUGGACCAAAUGGACCAACAGGAGAGAUGGACCAAAUGGACCAACAGGAGAGAUGGACCAAAUGGACCAACAGGAGAAUCCCACAGUGUUUCUGUGUUUUCUGUUUUCUGCAACAGUCUUCUAAAAUAUGCUAAAUGCUAACCACAGUAUUGUGUGUGUGUGAUGCUAACCACAGUAGUGUGUGUGAUGCUAAAUGCUAACCAAAGUAGUGUGUGUGUGAUGCUAAUUGUUUAUAACUCAUUAUGAUUGCCUUAUUGUUUUUUUUUGUAAUUUUUCUUUUCAUUUUUACUCCCUUUUUAUUCCCCAUUAUUAUAAUCUUGUCUCAUCGCUGCUACUCCCCAACGGGCUCGGGAGAGGUGAAAGUCAAGUCAUGCGUCCUCCGAAACAUGACCCACCAAGCCGCGCUUCUUAACACCCGCUCGCUUAACCUGGAAACCAGCUGCACCAAUGUGUCGUAGGGAACACAGUUCAACUGAAGUCAGCCUACAGGCAUCUGGCCCUCCACAAGGAGUCACUAGAGUGCAAUGAGAAAAGUAAAGCCCCCCCGGCCAAACAUUUCCCUAAGCUGUGCAACGCUGGGCCAAUUGUGCGCCGCCCUAUGGGACUAUGGGAUCGAACCCCAGGCUGUAGUGACAUUGCAACACUGUGAUGCAGUAUCUUAGACCGCUGCGCCACUCGGGAGGCCAGAAUUUAGUGUUUUAGUCGAUGAUAUCAGUGUAGUGCCACAGAGGAGAGGUGAAGCUAAAUUGAUACUUUGUCUAUGUCUUCAGUUGAGGAACUGGGCAUGUGGUAAGAUCCAAAGAAAUAUCAUGAAUAGUUCAAGUUAAUGAGUGCAUAAUGGGUGGACUGGCGACCAUUACGAAUGUACCCAUAGGACCAAAGGAGGAAAUAAAAUAUCUUCUAUGAUUUGUUGAUUCAACUCAACUGACAUUUCAAUUGCAUGAGCCACAUCAGGUAACAUAAUUUGAAUGAACAUUCUACAUAUUCUACAUUACCAUGGAAAUGAUUGCAUCACAAUAGCAGGCAGCCAUGAGUUUCCCAGUCAAAUUGGUUCCAAGCCCUUAUCAGAAUGAUAAGGUAUCUAUGGUAUCUAUUUCUAUGGUAGGAUCUCUAUCUCUACUGUUUAGGAUGAAGGGUUUGGAGGAACGGCCCACACUAUACUUAAAAUGUUGAUGAGCACAGAAAAGUUUUUAGUAACUGCUGUUUGUCCACACUUGUCUUUAAAAAAGCACUUUGUUGUUUAUUUGUUAUAUUUGUUGCUUUUGACAGGAAAUGUGUUGCUUUUGACAGGAAAUGUGUUGCUUUUGACUGGAAAUGUGUUGCUUUUGUUUAAUGAAGGAUUGUUCAGACA
Messenger RNA from Oncorhynchus kisutch (coho salmon), 7134 nucleotides. RefSeq names its product disrupted in schizophrenia 1 protein. The record is from RefSeq and is a predicted model, not a curated record. NCBI's taxonomy places the organism in Eukaryota, Metazoa, Chordata, Actinopteri, Salmoniformes, Salmonidae. Gene Ontology annotation, biological process: neuron migration; cilium assembly. The coding region runs from base 608 to 4030 and encodes 1140 amino acids. Gene Ontology annotation, cellular component: intermediate filament cytoskeleton; microtubule; microtubule organizing center. The transcript is spliced from 14 exons.